Molecule: messenger RNA, 1058 nt
Organism: Hibiscus syriacus
Lineage: Eukaryota; Viridiplantae; Streptophyta; Magnoliopsida; Malvales; Malvaceae
Product: putative glucose-6-phosphate 1-epimerase
Exons: 6
Coding region: 232-951 (239 amino acids)
Biological process (GO): carbohydrate metabolic process
Molecular function (GO): carbohydrate binding; isomerase activity
Source: RefSeq, a predicted model, not a curated record
AGCCUACAAAGGGUUGUAGGUGGAGAAAAAUUCUAAGUUUGCAAUUAAACUAGAUGGACAAAAUAAAAGCGGCAGAGUUUUGUUUCAGUAUUUAUCAACCAAUAGGAUGGAGAUAACAGAGGGGAGGAGCUUUUGUUUACAAGUAGUAAGGCGGUUUUUAAGCCCCCGAAAGCUGUUCGAGGAGGGAUCUCUAUUUGUUUCCCACAGAUAACUGCAGAUCGCUCGAGCAACAUGGAUUUGCUAGGAGCAAGAUUUGGACAGUUGAUGAAAAUCCUCCACCUCUUAGUCCGAAUGAUUCCCAUCGGAAAUCCUUGGUUGAUCUUUUGCUUAAUCCAUCUGAAGAUCUCAGAUGUUGGCCCCAUAGGUAAGAGCUCGGAUGUUUACAUUCCUUUCUCGAUUUAUGACAUGAUUGCAAGUUGCCCAGUGACUGCAUCAGUCGCCGCAACCUGUAUAUGUAAACGAAUUGCUUAUCUGUUGCCGACAGACUUUAGUUUCUCUUUUGCGUAUCAUACGUAUUUGUCGGUUUCCGACAUCAGUGAAGUGAGGAUAGAAGGGCUGGAGACUGUCGACUACCUAGACAACCUUUGCCAUAAAGAACGUUUUACCGAGCAAGGAGAUGCUAUAACAUUCGAAUCCGAGGUGGAUCAAGUUUAUCUCAACACUCCUAAUGUAGUCGAUGUACUUGACCACAAAAGGAAACGAACUUAUAUUAUCAGGAAGGAGGGACUGCCCGAUGUUGUGGUAUGGAAUCCAUGGGAGAAGAAGUCGAAACCAAUGGCAGAUUUCGGAGACGGGGAGUACAAACAGAUGCUAUGCGUCAACGGAGCAGCAAUAGAGAAGCAUGUGACAUUGAAACCCGGUGAGGAGUGGACGGGGCGGCUAGAACUCUUGAUUGUAGCAUCGACAUUGAGCACUGAACAUAUUGAUCUGCAGACAAGCAAUGGGUUUUGAGGUAGGAAUAUAGUUCGAUGUUAAUUAAGAAAAGAAAGUUUAUGCGUAGCAUUGAAAUGAGUGUAGAGUAGCAAGUAUAAGCCCUGAAACAAGGGGAAGAGAGAAAA